This is a messenger RNA of Acanthochromis polyacanthus (spiny chromis), 5538 nucleotides long. Its product is annotated as GTPase IMAP family member 8-like. Gene Ontology annotation, molecular function: GTP binding. The record is from RefSeq and is a predicted model, not a curated record. Lineage: Eukaryota; Metazoa; Chordata; Actinopteri; Pomacentridae. Bases 1 to 2613 code for a protein of 870 amino acids. The transcript has a single exon.
AUGAAACCUUUAACAGUAGUGAAAACUCCAAAUGUCUUCAGUCUGUCUGUAGAGAAAAUUAGAGAAGAGAUGAAGAGAUGUGUGGAGCUCUGUUCUCUGGGACCAAAUGUUCUGCUGCUGUUAGUGAAACCUUCAGAUUUCACUGAAGACAACAGAAAAACUCUGAAGUUCAUCCUGAGUCUGUUUGGUGAAGACGCCUUCAAACACUCCAUGAUCAUCAUGACUCACAACGAAGACAGAAGGAAUCAGUCGGUGGAAAAACUCCUCCAAGACUGCGAACAAAAGCAGCACAGGAUCAAUCUUGAUGAAAAGCAUCCUUCAGGUCAUGAAGUACAAGAGUUAAUGCAGAAAAUAGAAACUAUAGUGAGUGAACUCAGGGGAGGAUUUCUGACACUAACUGAUAAAGCUGAUCAGACAGUGAUGAAAAAGUCCAAACCUCCUCUGAACCUGGUCCUGUGUGGUAGAAGAGGAGCUGGGAAGACUUCAGCAGUCAACACUAUUCUGGGACAAAGAAAGUUUGGUGGACCUGAAGACUCAUCAGAGUGUGUUAAAACCCAGGGAGAGGUGUGUGGACGUCGGGUUUCCCUGCUGGAGCUGCCUGCCUUGUAUGGAAAACCUCAGGAGGCAGUGAUGGAGGAAUCAUUCAGGUGUAUCUCCCUCUGUGAUCCUGAGGGCGUCCAUGCCUUCAUCCUGGUCCUACCUGUGGGUCCCCUCACUGAUGAAGACAAGGGAGAGUUAGAGACCAUCCAGAACACAUUCAGCUCUAAAGUCACAGACUUCACCCUGAUUCUGUUCACUGUGGAGUCAGAUCCUACAGCUCCAGCUGUUGUUGACUUUAUCAGACAGAACAGAGACAUCCAGGAGUUCUGUCAGAGCUGUGGAGGAAGAUCUGUUGUUGUCAGCAUGAAGGACAAGCAGCAGAUCCCAGAGCUGCUGGAUCAAGUAGACAAGAUGACAGAUGGAGGAUCCAGAUGUUUCACUAAGGACAUGUUCACUGAGGCUCAGAUGGAGAAGGUUUCACAGCUUAAAACAGAACUGCAGGAUGUGAAACGUAGCAGCAGGACAGAAGCUGAAGACAAAAAUCAGACCAGAGAAGAAGACACUAUCAGGAUGGUGCUGUUUGGAAAAACUGGUAGUGGGAAGAGUUCCACUGGAAACACAAUUUUGGGCUACAAACAAUUUUUAGCCAAAGUCGGUGGGAAAUCAGUGACCACAAGCUGCCAGAAAGCAACAGCACAGAUUGAUGGCUUUUCUGUUUCUGUGGUCGACACUCCUGGUUUGUUCGACACAACUCUCUCUCCUGAGCAAGUUAAACAGGAGCUGGUGAAAUGUAUCACCAUGUUGUCUCCUGGACCUCACGUGUUCUUACUGGUGCUGCAGAUCGGUCGAUUUACGGAGGAGGAAAAAGAUGUGGUGAAAAUGAUCAAGAAGAUUUUUGGCCAGAAGUCAGAAAACUUCAUCAUUGUUACGUUCACAAGAGGAGAUGAACUGGAAGACCAAUCAAUUGAAAAGUACAUCGAAGAAGACUGUGGUGACUUUGUAAAAAAUCUGAUCGCUGACUGUGGAGGAAGAUUCCAUGUCUUCAACAACAAAGAUCCAAAAAACUGCACACAAGUCAGAGAGCUGCUAACCAAGAUCCAGACCAUGGUGAAAGAAAAUGGAGACAGUUUCUACACUACAGAGAUGUUCCAAGAGGCUGAAGCAGCGAUACUGAAGUCAGUGGAGAGGGCAUUGACGGAGAAGGAAGAGGAGAUGAAGGAGCUGGAAAGAAAACACGAGGAAGAAAUGCAAAAAGCAGUAAGACAAAUGAGAGAACAGAUAUCCAAAAUUGAAUCAGAGAAAGAGCUGGGUCUAAAACAACUCAAGGAGAAGGAGGACUACAUUAACAAACAGCAAAAGGAGAGAGAGAAAGAACAAAAACACAGAGAAGAGGAAGACAAGAAGAGGAAACACCAGGAACAAAUUCAACGACGGGAGUGGGAACAAAAGCUUCGAGAUCUGGAGAAACAGAUAUCAGAGUCUGAGUCAAUGGAGGAGCUGAAGAAGAGAGAGCUGGAGAACACUAGAGAAGAACUGCAAAGAGGGAAAGAAGCCUGGGAGAUGGACAAAAGAAGCUGGUGGGACAAACGGUCCCGAGAAAUUAUGGAGAAACGAGAAACGGAACAAAUGAAAAUUCAGAAACUCAAAGAAGAAUUUCAACGUGAAAGAGAUGCAUAUCAAAGAAAAAUAAACAACGGCUACAUCAGGAUGGAAAGUGCUGAAAGACAAAGGGAAGCAUUAGAGAAAGAACACAAGAAAAAAAUGGAAGAAAUGAAACAGAAAUACGAGGACGAUGCCAGAAGUCAAGCUGAAGAAUUCAAUGAUUUCAGAGAGAAAUAUACUAGAGACUUUGAAGCUCUGAUAGAAAAGUAUGAUGAGGAGAUAAGGGAUCUGAAGCAAACCUACAAGGUAUUAAUAAACGAGCGAGAGCAACACAGAAAUGAGUACACUCUUUUACACAAACUCUCCAGUCACAAGGAAGCAAGUCUAAACCAAGAACUGAAGGAUCUGCAGAAAAAGCAUGAAGAAGAAAUAAAUAACUUAAAGCAGAAACACAAGUGCAUCAUUGCCUGAUCACCUUAAAUUGUCUUUCACAGUGUAGUCACUCUGGUGGAAAAACCUCCAGCUCCAGUGCUUCAUGAUGAAUAAAAUACGAUGAGUCAGAUUUCUGCAGAAAUGUCAACUGCUAACCAGACAUUCCACAAAUCUGAAUAACAACAUAUUUAUUCCUUUAGCUUUUGAAUGGGAAUGAAGUAGACAAACUCUUGAAGAAAUCUGUGAAUGUAGGAAUUAACCAUAAAGAGAGUAGUGUAUUGUUGGAUGCAUUCCAGAGCAGCACACAGAAAAUCCAAGUACCCAAAUUCACAGCUGUACAUUUCGUGGGAGACCAUUUGAGAAGACAGCAAACCCCAAAUUUUCAUCCAAAUGGAACAUCUGCACAGGCAAUCAACUGUUUAGAUGUUUAAAACCAAAGACCAUUUAAUACCCUCUACCUUCCAAAGGAACUGAUGACACUCAGACUGUCACACCUCUGGAGAAGAGAAAGUUCCGUUCUUUUCUGUGACCUCCUGAAGAACUUUUUAGAGAAGAAUGAACUCAACCGGUUUAAAAUCUAAAACUAAGGAGCUGUAACAUCACUGCAGUGAUGAACCCAAAAUCUGGGCUUAAUAUUCCAGACAAUCAGGAACACCCUCGAAUCUAAAUGUGUAGAAAAUCAUUCCACUCACUCUGUCAAAACCAUAAAAAGCACAGACUUUAUUUAUUUAUUUAUUGUUUAUUUAAUAGGGACCAGUGUAUACAAUAAACAUGUAUGACAUUUAUCGCCAGACUUUAAUUCUAAAUAUAUACACAUUUGUGAACAGAAGUUUCCAUCCACCUGUGAAGUCCAUGUAUAUCAUGACAGUCUUGAGUUUCCAAUGACUUCCAUAACUCUGAAUUUUCUUUGACAGAAUCAUUGAAACACGUAAAUCUUUGUCACAAUAAACAAUCACGUGUUUUGGUUCUUUCACAGAUUUAUCAAAGGUCUUUUGUCAAUAUGACAAAAUCUACUGGGCCAAAAAUACACAGAGAGAAAUGCUAGUAUUUGGUUAAAUUUGUCCAUUUCCAUCUCAGUUCAGUUCUCCUGGUUUCAAUCUUCUGGUUUAUCUUUGACUCCUCUGGACAGAAUUGGUGCAGUUCAACUAAAUUUGUCAUUUUUCUAACUCAAACUUGUUUCUUAAAGUUCUUGAUGGUUUAAGUCAGGACUUUGGGGAGACCAGUCUAGAACCUUCAUUCCAGCCUGAUGGAACCAUUUCUUUAAAAUGUCUGAUGUGUGUUUGGAUUCAUUGUCUGGUUGAAACAUCCAACUGUGUCUAAGAUCAACCUUCUGCUGAUGGUUUUAGGUUUUCCUGAAGAACGUAGAGGUGAUCCUCCUCCUUCAUUUUUCCAUUUACUUUGUUUAAAGCUCCAGUUUCACAGAGCAUGGUACUGCCACCACCAUGCUUGAUGGUAGGUUUGGUGUUCUUGGGGUUAAAGGCCUCACCUUCAGUUUUUCUUCCAUCCGACUACAGAACUUUCCUCCAGAAGGUCUUUUCUUAGUCCAUGCGAUCAGCAGCAGACUUGAGUGGAGCUUUAAGGUUCUGCUUCUAGAGGAAGAACUUCCUUCUUCAUGGAUCCUCUCAGCUCAUGUUGAUGUAAAACCCUGUGGACACUGACAGCUGUGUUCCAGCAGCUUCUCAUCUAUUCAGACCUGCUUUUUCAUCAUUCUUGAUUGACUCUUGACCAUCCUGACCAAUGGUCUCUCAGCAGCAGGUGAUAGUUUAUAUUUUCUUCCUGAUGGUAGCAGUCAGACAACUGGACCAUGAACUUUAUUCUGACAAACAGGUGAUUUUAGAAGCUGCUUUGAAACGGCUUCAAGUGACUUUCUGCCUUGUUCAAGUCAAUGAUUUGCUUUUUCAGAUCUUUGCUGAUCUCCUCAGACUUUCCCACUGUAGUGUUUGAGUCUGAGUGGAUCUAAUGGGUUCUAUUUAAACUGGAUCAGAGGAGUCAGCAGCUGUAGACAAACAUAAUCACUUAUGAGAAGUGAAGAGGCUACGAAAACUAAGAAAAUGUGAUGAACAUGACUUUCUACAUCACCAAAAGUGAUCACUGACAUUGCUAUGUAUAUAUUUUUGACCCAGCAGAUUUUGCUAUAUUUCCAGACAUAGUCUUCAUAAGUGCAUAUAAAUUUUGAUUUAUAACGGUAUGUUUCAAUAGUCCAAUUUUUCUGAUUGUUGAAUGUAUAAGUUUGUAUUCUUAGUGAUAAGUUUGCUAUGCUUCAUAAUGAAAUAUCACAAUUUAUAUGCAUGUUUACACCAUAUAUUGUCUCAAUAACCAUGAGAUAAACAUGUUUUGGUAACUGACUGUGAUUCAUUUUAGUCCAAUCACUACGAUUACUAUUUAACAACCAGAUCUGUGUGUUUAAGAUUUUAAAGUCAGGUCUAAAGGUGUUUGACUGCUGACCUCUGAAUGACAGGGAAGUUUAACAACAACCCGAGAGGUGAACACAUCUAUGAUUGAUCAGAAGGUCAUCUGAAUUUUCCAAAAAGGUUUUCUGUAUAUAAGAAAGUCACCAGAUUGCAAUGUGGGUUUUUGUUUAGUUUCUUGCCUUUACUCCUUUUCUACAUGAAAUUGUUUUGGUGUUGUGAUUGUUGUAUGUUUUUUUUAUGUAACAGCAAAAAAAAAAAUUAUUUCCCACAAUCAGCUUUGAUUUUAAAAUAUUUACUUUUCUUGAUGCAACUGUAUCACUAUAUCAUGGAUCAUUUUCUGAUGAAUUGGUAAAUUUAGAAAUGAAAUUUGGCUUCUUAGUUCCACAGUGGUUCUAAAUUGAUCAACACUCUGCCAGCUGUUUCCAGUGAUGAUACUCUUAAUUAUUCAGUUUUCUAACCUGUAUUCAUUCAUUCAUUGACUGUCUUUUGAUGGGUUGUUGUGUCAUUAUUUGGUAUUCUCAGUAGUUAAUAAAUGUUUUGUGUAUAAUUAUCA